Molecule: messenger RNA, 1383 nt
Organism: Ceutorhynchus assimilis (cabbage seed weevil)
Lineage: Eukaryota; Metazoa; Arthropoda; Insecta; Coleoptera; Curculionidae
Source: the annotation of a GenBank genome assembly
ACUUUGACAGCAAAUCAAUCAAAAAGUCAAAAUCAAAAUAAUAGAAAGGUAAACUAAUAAUUUGUAAAAAAGAAACAUACGUGGUUUAUUUUAACUUAAUAUUUGAUUGCAAAAUUCAUUAAAAACGGAAAAAAGCGUGGCCCCAAAAGAAUGUCUUACAGUGUCCCCCUGAUCCUUUCCGAGGAUGUAGAGCAAGGUGGCAAACAAUACGACGAAGAUGGCAUCGAAAAUGAUUUCUCCUAUAGGAAUAACGUUGCUCAAGCCACUAAAUCAAUCCGAUUAGCUUUUUUGAGAAAAGUCUAUGGGUUGCUUACCAUGCAGAUACUUUUAACUGUGGCGGUUGCUGGUCUUUUUAUGUUUACACCACCCAUUAAAGGAUUUGUGCAGACCAAUGAUUGGAUGAUGCUUAUAAGUUUCUUUGCCAGCAUUAUUCUCUUAAUACCUUUACACAUCAAACGUAAAGAAUCACCUACAAAUUUGAUCCUUCUAGCAGCUUUUACUGUUGUUCAAGCCUACACCAUUGGAGUUAUCGUAACAUUUUACUCAAAAGCUAUAGUUUUGGAAGCACUUUUAUUAACCCUCUUAGUUUUGGGAGGUUUGACCAUUUACACUUUCCAAUCCAAACAUGAUUUUUCUACAAUGCAUUCAGCUUUAUUUGCUGGACUAAUUAUUUUGAUAGUGGGAGGAUUUCUUCAAGUAUUCAUCCAAUCGCCUGUUUUUGAAUUACUAAUCGGCUUUGGAGGCGCUUUCCUAUUUUGCCUAUUUAUCAUAUACGACACUAAACUUAUUAUGGAGACUCUAUCGCCUGAAGAAUACAUUUUGGCCACUAUCAAUCUGUACAUGGACAUUAUUAAUUUGUUUUUGUACAUUUUGAGAAUCUUACAGGCACUUAAUAGGCAGUAAUUUGAAUUUUUUAUAUUUUACUUAUUUUUAUUGCUUACUUGAAAAUAUUUCUUGGCACUGUUUUGUGAUAUAAAUUAGGCUCAAAAAGGUUGGAAUAAAUUCAUUAGGAAAUUGAGUAAUUAUUUUUCAGGUAAAUUCUUGCACAGUUCUUUUUUUCAUUUUUGGCUUUUACAUGAAACUCUGAUCAUAUUAUUAUUAUUCAUUAUGUGAACAAAGAGGAAAGUCACGCGAUAUCUUUUUUUAGAAACACCCUGUAUACAUGAUAAGUAGUUCAAAAAUUGUGCAACUUAAAAUAAAAAUCGCUGUUUGCCUGCAUUUACUUGAAAAAUAAUUACCCAAUUUUUUAAAGAUUUUUUUCCAACCUAUUGGAUCUCACAUAGAAAAAGUGAUGUAAAGUUUGUAUUUUUUUGACUAUAUAGUUGGGCUCCAAUAAUCGUACUUCUAUAUUAUAAAUGUAUAGAUUCAAAAUUAUAAUUUAUG